This is a messenger RNA of Aspergillus nidulans FGSC A4, 5640 nucleotides long. RefSeq names its product protein phkB (gene pkhB). Gene Ontology annotation, molecular function: transferase activity; transferase activity, transferring phosphorus-containing groups; kinase activity. Bases 1 to 5640 code for a protein of 1879 amino acids. Lineage: Eukaryota; Fungi; Ascomycota; Eurotiomycetes; Eurotiales; Aspergillaceae. The record is from RefSeq and is a predicted model, not a curated record. Gene Ontology annotation, biological process: phosphorelay signal transduction system; signal transduction. The transcript has 3 exons.
AUGGGCGAUAUUCACAGCAUGAGAACACCUCCGCUUCCAUCUCCGGCUCAGGCUCCCUCGCCUGUUGCCGCUCCUCAGUCCCACCACCGUUUCUUUUCCCAGACACUCUCCAGUUUUGCCCACGAUGAAAGCGCAUACUCAACUGGUGGCUUUUACGGAUUGGAAGAUGACAGUUGGAAAGCUAACGCUCCGCAUUAUUCUGCCCCGUUCGAACAGGCCGCGAAUCAUCGCCGAAUACCUGCCUCAACCAAGAAAGAGAAUUUGGAUGCAAGGAACAGAUCUGAGGAGGACCUGGUUCGCAGCCAGCCGACCCUGAAAGAACUCCGCCGGCAGAUGGAAGAUUUGCUUGCAUACCAGCAGAUGCGAAAUUCCGAGAACCAAGGCGCUUCAGUACCUCAAGAAAACGCUCCGUCGCAGGGUUCCGUUCCAUCCGUUUCCCAGGAGUCGACCAAGAAGAGACGAAUCUCAAAUGUAUUGUCGCCGCAAGUCGUACCAUCCCUUACAGGAGCGCCCGAUUCAGCCGGUUCCAGCGGCACAAUUAGAGGCACGGAUUCGCAGACAACUCCUGAAGCCUGUCCAGAUAGAACACCGUCUUACCCGUUUCCAGAGAUGCCAUCGCAAACCACGAAACAGAAGUUCUUCUCCCAGCUAAACAAUGGUUCCUUCAAGCUGACUUUGCCCGCCGAUAAAUUAAAGGGCGCUGUCGCAUCGCCGCAUGUCCCGAUCGAAGGGCAGACUGGCCCAGGGAUACCUUCCGCUUCCAACAGCGCCUUUGUGCCGCCAGACCACAAGCCUGUGGCGGAAGACCCGGCCUACCCAAGUCCGAACCUCUACGAGCUCACGCUACAACUUAAUGCCGAUCCAGGCCUUGAGGCCUGGUGGGCCAAUACUGUCCAUAUUCUGCGGACUCAUUAUGGAAUGGAGCGGGCGUCACUCGCUGUACCGGGGGACUCGACGGACCUGGAGAACGUUCCAUGGGGCCAGAAGGCGGUUUUUAAUGAAAAUAUUCCUGAAACAGACCUACCGUAUGGCUCAUUGAAUGACGCAAAUGCAACUGAGGAGUUAGAUCGGAACAUCCUCAAACAAACACACAAAGAAAAGGAGGUGUCCGCCGUGCCGGAAUUCGCGAAUGGACCCCCAAAACCAGCCAGCUCCGAGGCACGACCGCCGCUGUUAGCACGCCAUUCUUUUGCGGGAUUCGGCAAAGACAGAAAGAAGAAUGACGAAGAUGUACUGCUUCGAUCAAAGUGUCCAAUCAAAUCGGAUACACCGCACAGGAAAGAACAUAGGCGAAACCUGACGCCUGCCCAGACUGUUCCUUUGGACACUUCGAAUUCGUCUCAGCACACUGGCCGGCUCACUGUGUUUCAUACGACUAGGCCGCUGGAGGUGGAACCAGAUCCUCUGAUCAAGCGAACUGGCGUAGUGAAAUUAUUCGGGCGCACGAAACCUGUGAUCUUGACUCGAGAGUACUCUCACGCCUCGGCGUCUAAACUCCCUUUUGACGAACCUGUGCAAACUCCUGAAGAUAAAGUUCAAGUUACUCCUACGGCUGAGCCUUCUCACAUAUCUGCUCCAUUAAGCAAGGCCGUUUCAACAAACACAGGGGUGUCUGCUCUCCAAGCCCAGCGACUCCCUUUGAUGCAGUUCCUUGAUGAAUAUGAACAAGUCCCGCCAUCCCCUUGGUCUCAAUCGCCAGCUCCUUCUCCAGCGCCUCGCGGCCAUCCUGAGCAAAAUCCUUUCUUCUCCAAUCAUACUGUGGAUGAAACCGCUUUCGCCAAACAUCCGCCAUUACAUGAUUAUUCAAAUCCUGAUCCUUUAGAGGCCAUUGGUGUUGACCUGGCAAAAUCUGUUGUGCACAUCCCAUUACUACAUGCUGGGCCUUCAAAACAGUCGACUUCAUCGCCCUUGAGGUUCCCUGUCGCCGUGAUUUCGAUUUUAUCAUCAAUUAUACCGUAUCCUACCAACCUGAGACAAUCUCUAGCCUAUCUUAUGCCUCAUCUCACGACUUCAUUUUGUCUGGCUCAGCACUACAGUCAACUUGAACGGCAGUUUGCUUCUCGCCUGGAAGCUCCUCGCUUCCCCAAUUUCCUCGGCAUCGGCGGAACAUUCUCAGAUGAGAGCAGCGAGUUAGAACUCGCGGCUGGUCUCAGUAAUCAUGUCAGUUACACGGGACCGGAUGAUGGUUCUCUGUCCGCAAGGGCAAGUCUAUCUAGUCCCGAUGACAGAGCAAGCUCGAUCAAAUAUAGUCCCUCUGUUUCGGCGCUAGGGACUCCCUACCUUGAUCCGAACAUACCCGGCACAACCGGUAACGUACCUGAAUCCCCCGGACUAAGUGCGAGGCUUUCCGGGAAAGAACCAGACAGCUAUUUUGGGAUCCAACGCUCGAAAUCGACCCGUGAUUCUUCCAGCCAGCAUAAGUCCCGACUGGCAAGAGUCAAAGAGGCCGCGACUUCCCCUUCCGCUAUCUCGCCAGGAAAAGCAUGCGAUACUGUCACCCAAGAUCCAAAUAUUACGGUUCCCUCCCCUCAUGAAACUAAACCGUCGUCGAUCGUGUCACCGACGCAGACAUCUUCCCGACAUCACUCUAAUAACUCUUUCUACGCCCAGCUCCAACGCGAGUCGCGUCCGUUUACAGACGCUGUGGCGCAGCUCAUGCUAAAUUCUGUCCCAUUACAUCUCUUCCUAGCCAAGCCUCAGAGUGGAGAGGUUAUCUGGACCAACUCCAAAUUCGAUGCUUAUAGGCGGAGCCAACCUCAAGAGCAAAAGUCGAGGGAUCCUUGGCAGAACAUCCACGAUAGCGAACGCGAUAAUGUAGCUACGAAGUGGGCAAAAGCGCUACUUACAGGCUCACAGUUCACAGAACGUGUUCGCGUCAAAAGGUUCAACGAUGAGUCGGCCUACCGCUGGUUCAUUUUCCGUGCCAAUCCCCUGCUGUCAUCAACAGGUGAAGUCCUAUACUGGAUUGGAUCCUUUCUCGACAUUCAUGAGCAGCACGUCACUGAGCUGAAGGCUGCCCAGGAGCGAGAGAAGUUUGCAAUUGAUGCCAAGUAUCGCGCGUUCUCAAAUUCAGUUCCGCAGAUAGUGUUUGAAGCAACCGAAGUCAGGGGCCUUAUCUUUGUGAACGAGCAAUGGCAUUUAUACACAGGCCAGAAUCUUGAGGAUGCUCUCAACUUUGGCUUUGCAAAGCACGUACAUCACGAUGAUCUAGAAAAAUGUGGUUUACUCUCCAUUUAUCUCGCUUCCGGGGCUCAGAAGAAUGCCACAACAGCCCAGUCAUCGGAGCAGCCGCCUGAGCCCUCCGGACCGAGGGCAGAAAACCAAGAGGCUCGUUUUGGUAAUCGUCUAGAUGAACUAGUCAAGCGGGGUGUCGCUUCUGUACAGCGAGACGAAAAUGGUCGUGUAUUCUACUCGACGGAAAUCAGGCUUCGGUCAAAGGGAGGCGAUUUUCGAUGGCACCUUGUCCGCCUGGUUCGGGUCGAAACCAGCAGCUUUGGGAGCGGCGAGGCUUCCUGGUACGGCACUUGUACUGAUAUUAAUGAUCGCAAGAAUCUUGAAAGGGAACUCAACAAGGCAAUGCAACAGCUCAACAACCAGAUGGAAUCUAAGACAAAGUUUUUCAGCAAUAUGUCGCACGAAAUACGUACACCCCUCAACGGCAUCCUUGGCACCAUUCCAUUCAUUCUUGAUACCUCCCUAGACACAGACCAGAGGCGAAUGCUCGAUACCAUCCAGAACAGUUCGACGAAUCUCCGCGAAUUGGUUGACAAUAUUCUGGAUGUGUCUAGGGUUGAAGCUGGGAAAAUGUCGUUGGUCGGUUCCUGGUUUCAUGUGCGAUCGGUGAUCGAAGAUGUGAUCGAUACAGUCUCAUCUAGGGCAAUCGACAAAGGCCUUGAAAUGAACUAUCUCAUGGACGUGGAUGUUCCGCCUAUGGUUAUCGGUGAUAGGUUCCGUAUCCGACAGAUCCUGAUAAACCUUGUUGGCAAUGCAGUCAAAUUCACCGCUCAGGGGGAAAUUCAUAUCCGUUGUUCUAUCUAUCACGAUCCUAAUGCUAUCCACAAACCGACUGAGAUUCUCAUGAAUUUUGACGUUGUCGAUACUGGUAAAGGCUUCAGCGCUCAGGACGCCGAGCGUUUAAUGCAACGGUUCAGUCAAUUGGGAACGAACGCCUCACAACAGAAUGCGGGUAGUGGACUUGGACUGUUCUUGUCUAAGCAGCUGGUCGAGAUGCAUGGUGGCCGGUUGACACCGAGCAGCAAGGAAGGACAAGGUGCCAAAUUCUCGUUCUUUGUUAAGGUCGAUGCACCGCCGCCGCCUGCUCCUGGCGAGGGAAACCUUGCUCGAGAAACGCGUGCGCCUUCUAAAACCAGUUCUUUUCAGAAGUUGCUUUUCUCGUCUAAGGAGACAUUGGAUCCCAAAAUAUCGGAAGCUAUUGACCUUCAUUCGGCACCCGAAUCCCCGCUUUCCCAGCCGCCAAACAGUUCAGAGCCUUUUUCUCGCCUGGGUCUAGGCAGCUCAUCAGCGCGCUCGUCGUUUUCUUCCGCGUUGCUGACCCCUGAUUUACAUAGCUUUGACCCCAUGGCUAGAAUCGACGCCUCGAAAUCAGCAUCUACUCAACCUGAAGCCUCCGUUUCCCCAGAUUCCGGCAUUGCAAGUGAGGUUGAAACGACACCGCAGCCCCAAGAGUUAGACAGCACGUAUUCUAUAGUCAUCCUUUGCCCGUUGAAGAACACUCGCAAAGCAAUUACACAGCAUAUCGAGCAAGUGGUUCCGCAUGAAAUACAACACUCAAUCAUAUCGUUUAUUGAUGUCGAGGACUGGAAGGACUCAGCAGACUUUGAUUCUGGUUCUCGUAUUACUCACUUAGUCCUCAAUCUGCCUAAUGUUGAUGAGGUUCUGGAGGUGAUUAAUUAUGUUGCGGCUCGCGAACUACAUAUGGCACCUACUCUUGUUAUCAUAUCCGACCUCUAUCAGAAGCGGGAAGUCAACGCACAUAUCAAGCAGCUUUCUGCCAGCGGAAAGCGCGUCUUCACCGUUCCGAAGCCUGUCAAACCCUCUGCGUUUUCGCCGAUAUUCGAUCCUGGCAACAGGAGAGAUCUCAGCAAGGAUAGGAACCAAGAUAUGGCUCGUGCAAUUAACAAUAACUUUAAGACCAUGUCUAAGAUGGUGAAAGAAGUAAUCGGGAACAAGGGUUACCGGGUGUUGCUCGUUGAAGACGAUGAAACGAACCGCAUGGUUAUGAUGAAGUAUCUCGACAAGAUCAAGGUCAUGGCGGAAACCGCCGGCGAUGGGCAGCAGUGCACAGACAUGGUAUUCUCUAAAGAACCAGGAUACUACUCUCUAAUUAUCUGCGAUAUUCAAAUGCCCAUUAAGAACGGUUACGAAACUUGCCGCGAGAUUCGCAAGUGGGAAAUGAAGAAUCAUUACCCCCAGAUACCAAUCAUGGCCCUUUCGGCAAAUGCGAUGACGGACCAAAUUGAAGACGCCGCACGCGCCGGCUUCAAUGACUAUGUUACAAAACCAAUCAAGCACAACGAGCUAGGGAAGAUGAUGAUGGGCCUUCUCGAUCCCGGACGCCCGCUGCUUCUCCUCCGCGAUCGGCUUAAGGAAGGAAGUGAGGAAAGACAUCGCACUGGUUAA